GUAUUGUACACUGAAAUUUUCUAUUGAUUGUAAAACUUUACACAGUAUUAGCAAUGACCAGUUUUUCAGGUCCUGCCCUGACUAGACCAUCCUAGACUUGGCCUCUCUAUCUGACUGCCAUCAAGGAUGCUAACUGUGAUAGCGUUUUUUGUGAAGUGGACCCUUAAGAAAUGGUUGAGACCGACAAUCCAUUUCCUAGAUACCCUCAAAGCAUAACCACUGAUAAUCUCUACGGGUCAUUACUGCCCUGUACUUGUUUUGAACCGAUGUUCUAGCAUUGAAAGACUGUAUCUCAUCACCUUCCCCCUGCUCCUUCAAGCAUCCUAUAAACAUGGUUUUCUUAUGGUAGUGUUUAUAUAUAAAGUUCUAUAUCUUUCGUAAAACUCCUUCACCAAAAAAAAGUCAGUGGGGGAAGAAGGAGGAAACUUCUGCCUAAUAUACUGUCAGGAUGAUGAUUGGGUUAUAGAACUUGAUAUCAGAAAAUAGUAGAUUCAACAUUCACAUAAUGAAAGCUAAGUUACAGCAGAGGUAAAAAGUCCAGUGCCUUCUCUGCCUCUGGGCUUCUUAGCUAACUACACUAUUAGGACCGUGGGUAGCCCUCUAUACUUCUUGCCCUCUCCAGGAACAAAGUGUAGAAUCAAGAUCUGAACUGAAAAAUAGCGUAGCAAGCACUAAUAUAAUGUGAGACUAAUUAGUUAGCAAUAAUACUUUGCACUGUUGAGAUCCUCACAUUAAAGAGGCUUCAAAGUGCUUUGCAAACAUUAUUUUUCUCAUACAGAUGUGGGGCAGAUGUAGUAGUAUUACCAUUUCACAGAUGGGGGAAACAGGUUAUGAUUUGCCCAGUGUCAUGUGAUGGUCUGUUACCUAUUUCUGCAUUUGUUGUAGGUGUACAUGGUGCUUUAAAGAGAUGGGCCCUGUCCUAAAGGGUUUCCAAUACAAGGGCCUGUUUUACUCCAGUUAAUCAUCACUGGGAGCAGGUUAUAAAGUAGAUCACAUAAAGACAAAGGGUGCUGAUGGGAAGGAUUGUGAUACAAAAUAGUGUAACUUGCACUACUUAAAAAUCUUAAAGCCAAGAAGAAACAUGCAUAAUUGUAUAUGUAUUACACACACACAACCUAUAGUAAAAUAAAGUUAUUUAGGUUGCAAAGGCAAGUACUUGAAAGAUAGGAAGUGUCAGAUUUACAGUAAUCCAUGCAAUCUUAAUUCAACUCCUUGUCCAUUCAGCCUGUUGUCUGAAUGAGGUAGGGGUCCUGUGGAAAAAAUAUUGUGAUCAUAUAAUUGGAGUGUAUCAAUGCAUACAUACCAGGGGGCAGAACAGCAACUCCAUAAAUGAGCAAUUCCAAAUCUGACAUUUCCUAACUUCCAACUGCUUGACUUUGCAAUGUAAAUAACUUUCUUGUAAUAUAUUUUUGCAUGACUCCUAAGGGUUUCUUAAGGGAGGAGGAGAGAACUUUUGCAUCAUAGUACAGAUUUAUAUCACUUGAGUGAUACUGAUGGCCUGCUAACAUGAUAUGCUGCAUCUACCUGGAGGCUGGCCUGAUUCAGCUCUCUCUCUGCCCCCCUCAUCACCAGGAGAAGGACCCUUGCCCCCUGUGGUCCUCUAGAGCAGGGGACAGAUGCUGCACAGCCCCGUACUGGGUCUAGUGUAGUUAUGAGGGGAGCCUGACCUGGUUUUCAACCCAUCUCUUGGGAGUUGGGGGAGUCCUGCUCUGGGUGAUGUCCCUAGAGGUGAUAGGAAGGAGGUAGGACACUAGAACCAUGUGCUUGGACUGAAGGGUAUGUAAUCAGGUGGGGGGCUUGGCUUGACUCUCUCUCUCUCCCCACCCCAUCCCCUAGCAGCUCCCAGUGCACUGUCUGCUGCUUUGGCAAUUGUGUGAGCCCCUGACUUUAGCAUGUUUAUGUUCAGUUAUUAUUUUGGCAUAUAGCCAACAUUUUCCAGAGGAACACAAGCAACAGAAAAUGGCAAUUUUUAACAGUUUACAACAGGUAAAUCUGAAUGGAAAAUCCUGGGACAAAGAAAAGGUACUUAUAUAGCCCAAGGGACUUUCGCCUAGCUGAAUUUUGCAGGCCUGCUGCAAACAAUGCAGUGUAAAAAUUUCCCCCAAAAGUUGAAAGACACUUAAAAUGGAUAGUAUUAGGGAUCCUAAAUAAUAAGGGUCUCUUCCAUGUCCCCCUAUAAAAAUUGCAGUGCAUUAUACUGUUUGGUAGCUAGAGUCAUUUUCCAAACCUUUCUUUAGUCCGCACUCCCAGAGGGUAAGGAAGACACUUCCCUCAGGACAACUUAUUCCAUAAUUAUCCAAUUUAGAGUUCUUGUACCUUCCACUAAAGCAUCUGGAACUAGCCAGUGUUGCAGACAGGAUGUUGGAUGGAAUGGGCCACUGGAUGGAACCAGCCUGCAUGUUCCUGCACUCCAGGCUCUUAGAUCCAUGUCUGGUCCUGUGGCCAGCAUAAUAUCCCAGUUCUGGGAUCAAACCCAGCACUCCUGUCUUCCACAGUUAGAAUAGACCCCAGGAGUCCUGGCUCCCAGACCUGUGCUUAGUAAACUUCUACUUGUUCUCCUAUAGCAGGGAGGGAUACCAACUUCUGGUGGUUGCAGGUAUCUUUUUAUGCACCGGGCAGUAGUGCAGAGGGGGAGAUAAGCACUCUGGUGCGGGUCUUCUGAAGAGCGAGCCUAUAGCAGUCCGCUUCGCCCAGGCUGAAAUCCGCUCCGUGUUUCGCAGCAGGGGAGCUUCCUUUUGUGGCGGAAGGUUCGGCUCGGCUCCGCGGGAUCCGCUGCGGGUUUUGCGUGCGGCAGCGGCCUCAGCCUUGCUGAGUUGCAAGCGUCCGGGGCCUGCCUGCUCCUCCUUUGUGAAGGGGGGAGGCUCCAGUCCGGGCCGGGCUCCGCUCCGGGUUUGGCAGGCCGCCGCGGCGCUGGGUAAAAUGGCAGUGCUGAGCCUCGUGUCGGAGUGAGCAGGACUCGGCGGACGAGAGUCGGGAGCUGCUGCUCGGCUCGCCUAGUCCGGCCCCGCCACCGCCGCACCGCCCGGCUCCAGGGACGGGGUCCGCUCGCCCGCCGUAUCCCCCUCCCUCCUGCCUCUCCCACGCCGGGAGCCCCGUCCCGGGUUCCCCCCUCCUCCCCCCCGAUCCCUCCUCCCCUUUCUCCGCCGGCUGCAACCGAGGAGGCACAGCGGGGCCAGGCCCCGGGGAGCCCAGCCCAGCGGAGCCCUCCCCGCCUCGCCAGCCAGGCCGGGGGGGAAUGAGCCCCUGCUGCCCUGAAGAGCCCGCCGCCGCCUGAGCGGGGAGCAGCAGAGCAGCGAGGCCUCCCGCCGGCCGGCCAGGCAGGGGAGCAGCUCAGGGGCAGGGGUCCGGGGGGGUGGCUAGGUGGGGAGGGGGGAUCAUGGCUGCUCAGGUCGCCCCCGCCGCCGCCAGCAGCCUGGGCGCCCCGGCUCCAGCCGAGCUGAAGAAAGCGGAGGCGCAGCAGCGGGAUUGUCCCCCGGAGGAGGCGGGGGGCGAGGCGGUGGCGGAGCGCGGCGGCGAGAAGCAGGCGGAGAGCGAGGGCCCCCCGGGGAAGGAGCUGCAGGACGGGGCCGAGAGCAACGGAGGGGACGCCGGGGCCGAGCCCGACCUGAAGAGCUCGAACGGGAACGCGGGCCCCAGGCCCGCCGCUGCCGCCGCCACCCUGAACAAUAACCUCCCGGAGCCGCCCGGUGGCGGCGGCGGCAGCAGCGACGGGGUGGGGGCGCCGCAGCAGCAGCCGCCGCCGCCGCAACAGCCUCCCCCUUCCCACCCGGCCGCCUUGCCCCCGCCAGCCUACGGCUUCGGGCAGCCCUACGGCCGGGGAGCCCAGGCUGCUGCCGUCGCUGCCGCCGCCGCGGCUGCCUUCCACCAACAUGGCGGACAACAAAGCACUGGCAUGGCAGCGCUGCAGAGCGGGGGCCUGGAGCAGCCCUACCCGGGACCGGCGGGGGCCCCCCCGGGGCCGCCCCCUCCCCAGAACUCGCACGGCGGCGCCGAGCACGGCUUCCCCAACCACCAGUACAACUCUUACUACCCGGCGGCAGCCGGGCGCAGCGCCGGCGCCUACCCGCCUCCCCCCCAGGCCUACGCCCUGAGCUCCCCCCGGGGCAGCACGCAGAGCCCCGCGCAAGCGGCCGCCGGGGCCAAAUCCCCCGCCGCCGCCGCCUUCCAGCAGCAGCGCUUCGGGGCCAUGGGGCCCUCGGCCGCCGGCGGGGCAGCAGGAGGAGGGGGCGCCACCCCGCAGCCCACAGCUACCCCCACCCUCAACCAGCUGCUUACCUCCCCCAGCUCAGCCCGUGGCUACCAGGGCUACCCCGGGGGCGACUACAGCAGCGGGCCCCAGGACGGGGGAGCCGCCGCCAAGGGCCCGGCCGCGGACAUGGCCUCCCAGUACGGUGGGGGCAAUAGCCAGGCCUGGGCCACGGCCACAGGAGGGGGCCAACAAAGGAGCCACCACGCGCCCAUGAGCCCCGGGAGCAGCAGCGCUGGAGGGGGACAGCCGCUCGCUAGGACCCAGCAGCCAUCGAGCCCAAUGGAUCAGAUGGGGAAGAUGAGACCUCAGCCAUAUGGAGGAAGUAACCCGUACACACAGCAGCAGGGACCUCAGUCGGGACCACAGCAAGGACAUGGAUAUCCAGGGCAGCCAUAUGGGCCACAGACUCCCCAGAGAUAUUCCAUGGGAAUUCAAGGCAGGACGCAGAGUGCAAUGGGCAGCAUCUCAUAUGCACAGCAGAUUCCUCCUUAUGGACAGCAGGGCCCAAGUGCCUAUGGACAGCAGAGCCAGACUCCAUAUUACAACCAGCAAAGUCCUCAUUCCCAGCAACAGCAGCCUCCCUACUCUCAGCAACCACCAUCCCAGACCUCUCACUCCCAAACUUCUUAUCAACAGCAGCAGACUCCGUCUCAACCUACACAGCUUCCGUCAUCCCAGCCUCCAUACUCCCAGCAGCAGUCCCAACCACCUCAUCAGCAGUCCCCAUCACCGUAUCCCCAGCAGCAGCCCGCGGCCCAGCAACAUCAACAGAGUCAGCCUCCAUACUCCCAGCAGCAGUCACAGUCGCCCUACCAGCAGCAGCAACAAACGCCGCAAACCGCCUCUUCUGCUCUUUCUCAGCAGUCGUCUUCGUACCCUCCGUCACAACCGCAGCAACAGCAGCAGUCCGCGUACUCCCAGCAACGCUUCCCACCACCACAGGAGUUAUCUCAAGACUCAUUUGGGUCCCAGGCAUCAUCUGCCCCCUCAAUGGCUUCCAGUAAAGGACAAGAAGAUAUGAACUUGAAUCUUCAGUCAAGGCCCUCCAGCCUGCCGGAUCUGUCUGGUUCAAUAGAUGAUCUACCCAUGGGUACAGAAGGAGCCCUGAGUCCUGGAGUAAGCACGUCAGGGAUUUCAAGCAGUCAAGGAGAACAGAGUAACCCAGCUCAGUCUCCUUUCUCUCCGCAUACCUCGCCUCACCUCCCAGGAAUCAGAGGACCCUCCCCUUCCCCUGUUGGCUCUCCUGCUAGUGUUGCUCAGUCGCGUUCUGGUCCACUCUCACCUGCUGCAGUACCAGGCAAUCAGAUGCCACCCCGACCACCUAGUGGCCAUUCGGACAGUAUCAUGCAUCCUUCCAUGAAUCAGUCAAGCAUAGUCCAAGAUCGAGGUUACAUGCAGAGAAAUCCUCAGAUGCCCCAGUACAGCUCCCCUCAACCUGGCUCCGCCUUAUCUCCACGUCAGUCUUCUGGAGGACAGAUGCAUGCUGGGAUGGGAGCGUAUCAGCAGAAUUCACUGGGAAGCUAUGGUCCCCAGGGGGGUCAGUAUGGUCCUCAAGGAGGUUAUCCCAGACAGCCAAACUAUAAUGCUAUGCCUAAUGCCAACUACCCCAGCCCAGUAAUGGGGGGAAGUAUAAACCCAAUGGGAGCAGGGAGCCAGAUGCAUGGUCAGACUGGUGUGCAACCCUAUACUGGGCUUCCCCCAGGAAGGAUGAGCCAUGCAGCCAUAGGGAACAGGCCCUAUGGACCCAACAUGGCAAAUAUGCCUCCCCAGGUGGGGACAGGGAUGUGCCCACCACCAGGUGGCAUGAACCGGAAAGCACAAGAAGCAGCUGCUGCUGCCAUGCAUGCUGCCGCCAACUCCAUCCAGAACAGGCCUCCUGGCUAUCCCAACAUGAACCAAGGGGGGAUGAUGGGAACUGGAGCUCCUUAUGGACAAGGAAUUAACAGUAUGGCUGGCAUGAUAAACCCCCAGGGUCCUCCAUAUCCUAUGAGUGGGAAUAUGGCCAACAACUCGGCAGGGAUGGCAGCAAGUCCUGAGAUGAUGGGCCUUGGGGAUGUAAAAUUGACGCCUGCAACUAAAAUGAACAAUAAGGCAGAUGGGACGCCAAAAACAGAAUCCAAAUCAAAGAAAUCCAGUUCCUCUACUACCACCAAUGAGAAGAUUACCAAAUUGUAUGAGCUGGGUGGUGAGCCGGAGAGGAAGAUUUGGGUAGAUCGCUACCUAGCCUUCACUGAAGAGAAGGCAAUGGGCAUGACCAACCUCCCAGCUGUGGGCAGGAAACCCCUAGACCUUUACCGGCUCUAUAUCUCUGUAAAGGAGAUUGGAGGACUGACUCAGGUCAACAAAAACAAGAAAUGGCGUGAGUUAGCGACCAAUCUUAAUGUGGGCACCUCUAGCAGUGCAGCUAGUUCUUUGAAGAAGCAGUACAUCCAAUGUCUCUAUGCCUUUGAGUGCAAGAUUGAACGAGGCGAAGACCCACCCCCAGACAUCUUUGCAGCUGCUGAUUCAAAGAAGUCCCAGCCCAAGAUACAGCCCCCAUCUCCAGCGGGUUCAGGCUCCAUGCAGGGGCCUCAGACACCUCAAUCCACCAGCAGCUCUAUGGCAGAGGGAGGAGAUUUGAAACCACCAACGCCAGCGUCUACGCCACACAGUCAGAUGCCCCCUUUGCCAGGCAUCAGGAGUAACUCAGUAGGUCUUCAGGAUGCCUUUGCAGAUGGCAGUGACCCCACGUUCCAGAAGCGGAACUCCAUGACUCCAAAUCCCGGGUACCAGCCCAGCAUGAAUACCUCUGACAUGAUGGGUCGCAUGUCCUACGAGCCAAAUAAGGAUCCUUACAGCAGUAUGAGGAAAGCUCCAGGAAGUGACCCCUUCAUGUCCUCAGGGCAGGGCCCCAACACUGGUAUGGGUGACCCGUAUAAUCGUGCUGCAGGUCCAGGGAUGGGUAACAUGGCCCUGGGACAACGGCAACAUUAUCCCUAUGGAGGUCCUUACGACAGAGUAAGGACGGAGCCAGGAAUGGGACCAGAGGGCAGCUUAGGAACCGGAACUCCCCAGGCCAACAUUAUGCCUUCCACCCCUGACUCAGGGAUGUACUCUCCCAGCCGCUAUCCACAGCAGCAACAGCAGCAGCAACGACAUGAUUCCUAUGGCAAUCAGUUCUCCACUCAAGGCACAUCCUCUGGCAGUCCCUUUCCCAGUCAGCAAACCACCAUCUAUCAACAACAACAGCAGAAUUACAAGCGACCGAUGGAUGGCAAUUAUGGCCCGCCUGCCAAGCGACACGAAGGGGAGAUGUACAACGUCUCGUACAGCACCGGGCAGGGGCAGGCGCAGCAGCAGCUGCCUACAGCACAGACCCAACAACCGAGCCAGCAGCAAACUACACAGCCUUAUACAUGUCCUGCUGUGGAGAACCAGUAUGGGAGUACAUAUCCUGCCACCGACCGCCGACCUGCAGGAGGGCCGCAGAACCAGUUCCCAUUCCAAUUUGGCAGAGACAGGGUCUCCGCUCCCCCAGGCUCGACUGCCCAGCAGAAUAUGCCACCCCAGAUGAUGGGUGGUCCUAUACAAUCUACUCCAGAGGGCCUGCAGCAGGGCACCUUGUGGCAAGGGCGCAAUGAAAUAGGGUACAGCUAUCCAAAUCGGCAGAGUUCGGGCUCUGCAGCCCAGGGGCCUGCUUAUCAUGGAGUGAAUCGAACAGAUGAAAUUCUACAUUCAGAUCAGAGGGUAAAUCACGAGGGGCCAUGGCCCUCCCAUGGGAACCGUCAGCCUCCUUAUGGUCCUUCUGCCCCGGUACCCCCAAUGACAAGGCCCCCACAGCCUAACUACCAGACCCCUCCUAGCAUGCAGAAUCACAUUCCUCAGGUAUCUAGCCCAGCACCUCUGCCCAGACCUCUGGAGAACCGCACCUCACCCAGCAAAUCUCCGUUCCUGCACUCGGGGAUGAAAAUGCAGAAAGCAGGACCUCCCGUCCCUGCCUCGCAUAUAGCCUCAGCAGCCGUACAGCCUCCCAUGAUACGACGGGACAUCACCUUCCCACCCGGAUCAGUGGAAGCUACGCAGCCUGUGUUGAAGCAAAGGAGACGGCUGACGACAAAAGAUAUUGGAACUCCUGAAGCAUGGAGAGUGAUGAUGUCUCUGAAGUCUGGGCUGCUGGCUGAAAGUACGUGGGCCUUAGAUACCAUAAACAUCCUGCUCUAUGAUGACAACAGCAUAAUGACCUUCAACCUCAGCCAGCUGCCAGGGUUGCUGGAACUGCUGGUGGAAUAUUUCCGGCGUUGCCUGAUUGAAAUCUUUGGGAUCCUAAAGGAAUAUGAAGUGGGAGAUCCGGGACAAAAAACACUAUUAGAUCCUGAAAGAUUCUGCAAGUCUUCAAGUCCCCCUCCUGAAAAGGGGGAUGAAGAGGAGGAGCCACAGAGCCCUAACUCUGAGGAAGAGGAGGAGGAAGAGGAAGAGGAGGCUGCAUUUGCAAGUAAAGACAAAGCACCCCUAGAGAGCAAUGAAGAAAAACUAGUCAGUAAAUUUGACAAGCUUCCAGUCAAGAUAGUGCAGAAGAAUGACCCAUUUGUGGUAGAUUACUCAGACAAGCUGGGGCGAGUACAGGAGUUUGAAAGUGGAUUGCUGCACUGGCGGAUUGGUGGUGGAGACACCACUGAACACAUUCAAACCCACUUUGAGAGCAAAAUGGAGCUACUGUUAACUCACAAACGAGCUUCCUGCAACUCUGCCUUGAGAAAACGUUCUGCAGCUGAGAGCAAUCCGGGAACUAGAGAGGGGGAGAAUCUGCCAUCUGAUGGUCCCCCGGAGAAAAGGAUAACCGCUACUAUGGAUGACAUGCUUUCGGCACGGCCAGGCUCACUGGCGGAGGAGGAGGUCAAAAACUCGGAAGCAACAAAGGAAAGCAGCAAAUUUCCAUUUGGCAGUAGUCCAGCUCAGAGCCACAGAAAUAUCAAAAUUCUGGAGGAUGAACCUCACAGUAAAGAUGAGACACCCCUGUGCACCCUUCUAGACUGGCAAGACUCUCUAGCUAAACGCUGCGUCUGUGUGUCUAACAUCAUCAGGAGUUUAUCGUUUGUGCCGGGCAAUGACUUUGAAAUGUCUAAGCACCCCGGUCUGCUGCUGAUUCUAGGGAAACUGAUUCUCCUGCACCACAAGCAUCCGGAACGCAAACAGGCACCACUGACCUACGAGAAGGAAGAGGAGCAGGACCAAGGGGUGAGCUGCAACAAGGUGGAGUGGUGGUGGGACUGCUUGGAGAUGCUGCGUGAAAACACGCUGGUUACGCUGGCCAACAUUUCUGGUCAGUUGGACCUCUCCCCGUACCCGGAAAGCAUCUGUUUGCCUGUCUUGGAUGGACUCCUCCACUGGGCAGUAUGUCCAUCCGCAGAGGCCCAGGAUCCUUUCCCAACCCUGGGGCCUAAUGCUGUCCUCUCCCCUCAGAGACUGGUUUUGGAAACUCUCAGCAAACUCAGCAUCCAGGAUAACAACGUGGAUUUGAUUCUUGCAACUCCCCCCUUUAGUCGCUUGGAGAAGGUCUACAGCACCAUGGUGCGCUUCCUUAGUGACAGAAAGAACCCAGUGUGUCGAGAGAUGGCUGUGGUACUACUGGCCAACUUGGCACAGGGCGACAGCCUGGCAGCUAGAGCAAUUGCAGUGCAGAAGGGCAGCAUUGGCAACUUGUUGAGCUUCUUGGAGGACAGCCUGGCAACCACUCAGUUCCAACAGAGUCAGGCCAGCUUGAUGCACAUGCAAAACCCUCCCUUUGAGUCGACAAGUGUGGACAUGAUGCGUCGGGCAGCUCGGGCGCUGCUUGCCCUGGCCAAAGUGGACGAGAACCACUCUGAGUUCACGUUAUACGAGUCGCGGCUGUUGGACAUCUCCGUGUCGCCUUUGAUGAACUCGUUGGUUUCACAAGUUAUUUGUGAUGUACUGUUUUUAAUUGGCCAGUCAUGACAGCCGUGGGAUGCCUAUACCCCUGUGUGCGUGUGCGUGAGUGGAGAACUUAGAAACUGACUGUUGCCCUUUAUUUAUGCAAAACCACCUCAGAAUCCACUGUCUGCCCUGCGCUGCCCUGCUUCUCCCUGGGGAAAGACGUCCCCCUUCCCUUUUCCCCUCACCCCACCCUCAACUCUGUCCUGAACCCCCAGUUCAAGGAGACAAAAGUUCUGCCUACGUAGAAGACUUUUUUUAUUUUAACCAAAGUUACUGUCGUUUACAGUGAGUUUGGGGAAAACGACUUGCCGUGUUAUCGCAUCGACAGGCGCCACUUUCAUAACUGUUUUUAAUGGUAAACUCGGAAGGACAAAAGUGACUGCUGAACUCUGUGUGGUUUAUCGUUGUACAUUCACAAUCUUGCAGGAACCAAGAAGUUACCAGUUGUGAACAGACCUUGUCCAAUGGAGGCCUGUGCAGUAGAGUGUAGAACUUCAUGUACUGUACACCUUAAACUGUAAACAUACUGUAAUAAUGUCUCACAUUGAAAAAAAAAACGCUGGAUCAGCAGCAAGCUGUAGUUUUUAAAAAUGUUUUUAGUUAAUGUUGAGGAGAAAAAAAAGGCUUUUCCCCCAAAGUAUCAUGUGUGAACCUACAACACCCUGACCUCUUUCUCUCUUCCUCCUUGAUUGUAUGAAUAACCCUGAGAUCACCUCUUAGAACUGGUUUUAACCUUUAGCUGCAGCCUGAACGCUGCCACGUGUGUAUAUAUAUAUGACGUUGUACAUUGCACAUACCCUCAGAUUCCUUGCAGUUUUGUCCCCCUCCUCCCCACCCCUUUAUAGUAUGACGAGUUAACGAGUUGAUGACCUGCAAAAGCGAGACACAAUUAUUUAAUCUCUUGCCAGACAUCUCUCUCUGGAGGAUGCUGUACAGGUCUUUGUGUAUAAAGUCAUUGCUGUCUCAGCAGCCAAUCAACUUAUAGUUUAUUUUUCCUGUUUUUGUUUUCUUUCUAAUCGAGGUGUGAAAAAGUUCUAGGUUCAGUUGAAGUUCCUGAUGAAGAAACACAAUUGAGAUUUUUCAGUGAUGAAUUCUGCAUAUUUGUAUUUCAGACGAUGUAGCUAAAAACUUGAUGUAAAUUCCUCCCUUUUUUCCUUUUUUGGCUUAAUGAAUAUCAUUUAUUCAGUAUGAAAUCUUUAUACUAUAUGUUCCACGUGUUAAGAAUAAAUGUACAUUAAAUCUUG
Malaclemys terrapin pileata is the source of this 11424-nucleotide messenger RNA. It is a transcript of the gene ARID1A, whose product is annotated as AT-rich interaction domain 1A. The record is from RefSeq and is a predicted model, not a curated record. The transcript has 20 exons. Gene Ontology annotation, biological process: positive regulation of DNA-templated transcription; regulation of transcription by RNA polymerase II; chromatin remodeling. Gene Ontology annotation, cellular component: nucleoplasm; brahma complex; nBAF complex. NCBI's taxonomy places the organism in Eukaryota, Metazoa, Chordata, Testudines, Emydidae. Gene Ontology annotation, molecular function: DNA binding; nucleosome binding. Bases 3377 to 10201 code for a protein of 2274 amino acids.